Adineta ricciae is the source of this 2715-nucleotide messenger RNA. Lineage: Eukaryota; Metazoa; Rotifera; Eurotatoria; Adinetida; Adinetidae. The record is from the annotation of a GenBank genome assembly.
AUGGCCGAAGUUGGAUCACCAUCGCGCGAUUUGAAAAAACGACAUCGAAGUACUAGUCGAGAAAGAGAACACCACCACCAUCAUCGAUCACACCGUGGUGAACACGAAACAAAGAAUCGACGGGCAUCACCAAAGCGCUCGCAAUCACCCGAUUCGAAACGUCGAAAAGAUGAUGAGAUGAAAGUCGACGAAAGCGAUAAACGAACCAAUGGAACUAGCACAACUAAACAAGUUCCAUUAUCGUUAGAAGAAAUGCUUGAAAGAAAUAAAAAAGAACAAGAAGCCGUUGCUAAACCGAAAUUUUUAACAAAACAGGAACGUGAAGCUGAAGCAUUACGACGACGACAAGAAGAAGCAGAUGCUAUUCGUAAGCGUAAUGAAGAAUUACACGAACGAGAUCGCGACCGAGAACGACGGGAUCGAGAACGUCGCCGACGCGACAAAGAUGAACAACCAGCAGAUCGAGGAAAUGCUGAUGAAGAACGCGAAGAAGCUGCUGUUAAAGAGCGAUACCUUGGUAUAGUCAAAAAAAAACGGAAAAUCCGUCGUUUGAAUGAUCGAAAAUUUGUUUUCGAUUGGGAUGCUGGCGAAGAUACUGCUGUCGAUUACAAUCCGAUCUAUAAGGAAAAACAUGAAAUACAAUUUUUCGGCCGUGGUCAUAUAGCUGGUAUUGAUUUGAAUAAGCAGAAGAAGGAUCAAUCGAAAUUCUACGGUGAUCUGCUGGAAGAACGACGUAGUGAAGGCGAAAAAGAUCGAGAAAAAGCUCGAUUGAGAUCAGAUCGUGAAAAAGACGAGAGACGUCGUUUCGAUGAACGACAUUGGUCUGAGAAAGAUUUGGACGAAAUGAUGGAUCGAGAUUGGCGUAUUUUCAAAGAAGAUUUCAACAUAACAACAAGAGGUGGAAAUAUUCCACAUCCAUUAAGAUCAUGGGAGGAAGCUGGCUUAGAAAAAAGCAUUCUAGAUGUAAUUAAACUUGCUGGAUAUAAAGAACCAACACCUAUUCAAAGACAAGCUAUUCCAAUUGGUUUACAAAAUCGAGAUGUAAUUGGUAUCGCAGAAACAGGUUCCGGUAAAACAGCAGCAUUUCUUAUUCCUCUAUUGGCGUGGAUUCGGUCAUUGCCUAAAGUGGAAAGAUCAAUUGAUGCUGACAAUGGACCAUAUGCACUUAUUCUAGCACCAGCUCGUGAAUUAGCACAACAAAUUGAAGAAGAAGCAGUUAAAUUUGGAAAACACUUGGAUAUCAAUGUAGUCUCCGUCAUCGGUGGUUUAUCUCGUGAAGAACAAGGAUUUAAGCUUCGUCUUGGUUGCCACAUUGUUAUCGGUACGCCAGGUCGUCUUCUGGAUGUUCUUCAAAAUCGUUAUUUAACAUUACAGCAAUGUACUUAUGUUGUUAUGGAUGAAGCUGAUCGUAUGAUUGAUAUGGGUUUCGAGGCUGAUGUGAAAAGCAUUUUGGAAUACUUACCCGUAACGAAUCAAAAGCCAGAUAAUGAAAUAGCGGAAAAUACAAAAGAUUUCUAUUCCAAAGAUAAAUAUCGACAAACUGUUAUGUUUACGGCUACAAUGACGCCAACGAUCGAACGACUUGCCCGAACAUAUCUUCGCCGGCCUGCUUCCGUUUACAUUGGUUCAGUUGGCAAACCUACUGAGCGUGUCGAACAAAUUAUUAUUAUGUGCUCAGAAAAUGAUAAACGCAAUAAAUUACUCGAUAUUCUUGACCGUACCUUCGAACCGCCCAUCAUUAUAUUCGUCAAUCAAAAGAAAGCUGUCGACAUUCUGGCUAAGGGUCUAAUCAAGAAAGGAUACAAUGCUUGCGCAUUACACGGUGGCAAAGGUCAAGAUAGUCGUGACUUAGCUUUGCAACAAUUGAAACAAGGUCAAAAGGAUAUUCUUGUUGCAACCGAUGUCGCUGGUCGUGGUCUCGAUAUUAAAGAUGUUUCACUUGUACUCAACUAUGAUAUGGCCAAGACUAUUCAAGAUUAUACGCAUCGUAUUGGUCGUACGGGUCGUGCUGGUAAAGCAGGCAAAGCAAUUACGUUCCUAACAAAAGAAGAUUCUGCCGUGUUCUAUGAAUUGAAAGAAGUUCUACUAGAAUCGCCUGUAUCACAAUGUCCUCAAGAGUUAUUGAAUCAUCCAGAUGCACAGAAUAAACCUGGCACUGUGGUUACUAAACUUUGUCUUCACUUUCCUAAUACAUGGAGUCUUCGUUGUACAAUCGUGUGUAUCAACGUGUUUCUACCGAAUCAUUGUGAUGAUUUACGCGAUGUUAUUGAUACGAUGUUUAAAGCAAGUCAUCCGAAUGUUUCCGAAACCCGUCGUCAACACCUUAUCUAUUCUUUGCUCGACAUGAUUGAAGAAGAUCGAGAUAAAAAAAAUAAACAAGAUACAGAUGAAACAAACGAUGAAGAAGACGAUAUUGAUCUGGCUGAAAAGACGGAACGAGACGGUGAAUGUAAACUAUGUGGAUGUACUCAACGAAUCACAAUUCAUCAUAUGAUUCCGAAAUUGAUUCUUAAACGUAUGAGAAAUUCGGGUAAAGAAUCAGUUGAUGUUGCGAAAUACCUAGUAGAAGUUUGUCGGCCGUGUCACAAUGAAAUUCACCGUAUAUGGCCUCACAGUGAAUUGGCACGAGAAUAUCAAACAGUUGAUAUGCUGUUAGAAGCACCAGCGAUUCAACCAUAUCUAAAUUGGAAACGAAAGCGAGAACGAACUGCAUAA